This is a messenger RNA of Nothobranchius furzeri (turquoise killifish), 2692 nucleotides long. RefSeq names its product heat shock protein 90, alpha (cytosolic), class A member 1, tandem duplicate 2 (gene hsp90aa1.2). The record is from RefSeq and is a predicted model, not a curated record. Gene Ontology annotation, cellular component: cytosol; perinuclear region of cytoplasm; plasma membrane. Gene Ontology annotation, molecular function: disordered domain specific binding; ATP binding; ATP-dependent protein folding chaperone. NCBI's taxonomy places the organism in Eukaryota, Metazoa, Chordata, Actinopteri, Cyprinodontiformes, Nothobranchiidae. Gene Ontology annotation, biological process: protein folding; cellular response to heat; protein stabilization.
AGUCGCUCGACCUAUCAGCGGCGACCACCCAAGAAGGAUUCCAGACGGUUCUGGAAGCUUGGGUUGGGAUUUUCUCGAACACACCGAGAGUACAAAAACCAGACAGCUACCGUCUUCUAGGAAGAUUCAACACCGACAGAAGCUGCUGAGAGCGAGGAGCGACAUAAACACAUUUACCUGGGUUAUCGUGUCACAUUGGGACCAAGAUGCCUGAGCCACACGACCAACCAAUGGAGGAGGAGGCAGAGACUUUUGCAUUCCAGGCUGAGAUUGCUCAGCUGAUGUCCUUGAUCAUCAACACUUUCUAUUCCAACAAGGAGAUCUUCCUUAGGGAGCUCAUUUCCAACUCUUCAGAUGCUCUGGACAAAAUCCGGUAUGAAAGUCUCACUGAUCCCUCAAAGCUCGAUUCUGGCAAGGACCUUAAAAUCGAAAUCAUUCCCAACAAAGAGGAACGCACCCUGACCUUGAUUGACACCGGCAUCGGUAUGACCAAGGCAGACCUGAUCAACAACCUGGGCACCAUUGCCAAGUCUGGCACCAAGGCCUUCAUGGAGGCUCUGCAGGCUGGAGCUGACAUCUCCAUGAUUGGUCAGUUUGGAGUGGGUUUCUACUCCGCCUACCUGGUGGCUGAGAAGGUCACGGUCAUCACAAAGCACAACGAUGACGAGCAGUAUGCCUGGGAGUCUUCAGCUGGGGGCUCGUUCACAGUCAGACUUGACAACUCUGAACCUCUGGGACGUGGAACUAAAGUGAUCCUGCACCUGAAAGAAGACCAGAUGGAGUACCUGGAGGAAAAAAGAGUCAAAGAAAUCGUAAAGAAGCACUCGCAGUUCAUUGGUUACCCCAUCACACUCUUUGUGGAGAAGGAGCGAGAUAAGGAAGUGAGUGAUGACGAGGAGGAGGGAGAGGAGAAAGAUGAGGAAAAAGACAAGGAAAAAGAGAAGGACGAGGAUAAACCUGAGAUUGAGGACGUAGGAUCAGAUGAAGAAGUUGACCACGAGAAGUCUUCAGACAAAAAGAAAAAGAAGAAGAUCAAGGAGAAGUACAUUGAUCAGGAGGAGCUGAACAAAACCAAACCUCUUUGGACGCGUAAUCCUGAUGACAUCACCAAUGAGGAGUAUGGAGAGUUCUACAAGAGUUUAACCAAUGAUUGGGAGGACCACCUAGCAGUAAAGCACUUCUCCGUUGAGGGUCAGUUAGAAUUCCGCGCCCUGCUUUUUGUGCCUCGACGUGCUCCAUUUGACCUGUUUGAGAACAAAAAGAAGAAGAACAACAUCAAACUCUAUGUGCGCAGGGUCUUUAUCAUGGACAACUGUGAUGAGCUCAUCCCAGAAUACCUCAAUUUCAUCAGGGGUGUGGUGGACUCUGAGGACCUGCCCCUGAACAUCUCCAGAGAGAUGCUUCAGCAGAGCAAGAUCCUGAAGGUGAUCCGCAAAAACCUGGUCAAGAAGUGCCUGGAACUGUUCACAGAGCUGUCUGAGGACAAGGACAACUACAAGAAGUUCUACGAGCAGUUCUCCAAGAACAUCAAGCUCGGCAUCCAUGAGGACUCCCAGAACAGAAAGAAGUUAUCUGAACUGCUGCGAUACUACACAUCAGCCUCUGGAGACGAGAUGGUUUCCCUCAAGGACUAUGUGACACGCAUGAAGGACAACCAAAAGCACAUCUACUACAUCACAGGUGAAACUAAAGACCAAGUCGCCAACUCCGCCUUCGUGGAGCGUCUCCGUAAAGCUGGUCUGGAAGUCAUUUACAUGAUCGAGCCCAUUGACGAGUACUGCGUCCAGCAGCUGAAAGAGUUUGAGGGAAAGAACCUGGUUUCAGUCACAAAGGAAGGUCUGGAGCUGCCUGAAGAUGAAGAAGAGAAGAAGAAGCAGGAGGAGAAGAAAGCUCAGUUUGAGAGUCUCUGCAAGAUCAUGAAGGACAUCUUGGAAAAGAAGGUGGAGAAGGUCACAGUCUCCAACCGUCUAGUCUCUUCACCUUGCUGCAUCGUCACCAGCACCUACGGCUGGACGGCCAACAUGGAGAGAAUCAUGAAAGCCCAGGCUCUGAGGGACAAUUCCACCAUGGGAUACAUGGCUGCCAAGAAACACCUGGAGAUCAACCCUGACCACCCUAUCAUGGAGACACUGAGACAAAAGGCAGAGGCCGACAAGAACGACAAGUCUGUGAAGGACCUGGUUAUCCUGCUGUUUGAGACCGCCUUGCUGUCUUCGGGUUUUACGCUGGAGGACCCACAGACGCACGCCAACCGCAUCUACAGAAUGAUCAAGCUGGGUCUUGGCAUCGAUGAGGAGGACGUGACAUCAGAUGACACCACCUCUGCUCCUACUGAGGACAUGCCGCCGCUCGAGGGAGAUGAUGACACAUCCAGGAUGGAAGAAGUGGACUAAGGCCUGCUGUGAAUCUCCACUAGUGUUCAGAAGUAGUUUAUUGUACAGUUCAAAGUUUAAUGUGAAAAUGAGCUCAGAAUGCACCCGUUUAUCCGUUGAAAGACCACCGACUUCGUUCUCCCUCGUCUUAAGUUCAGAUUCAUUCCUCAAGGACAAGCUUGUCAGAUUUGUAUGUGGAGUUGUACCACUGCAUUUGGGUUUUUUGUAUUUACUGACAUUCCAAUGUUUAAGUGACUGUAAAUAUUGAGAUUGCAUUGUUUGACAAAGUGUAGCACAUAAAUAAAGUUUAAACAUGAGAA